CCAUGGAGAACUCCAUGGAGUUCAUAAACGUAGGUCUGCUUGUGUCAUGUUUCAUGUUUAAUCGCUGUCAAACAAGAACCUUGCGCAAACACUCAGACAGCUAGAUUACAAACAUACAAAGAAAGACAUUUUGGAGUCCCUGGAGGAAUUUCCUCACCUUGGAGUUCGGGAGGGAUCGUCUGUUUUAACUGUUGGAAAGAAAAAACAGGUAAAAACAGAAGAGACCAUGUCAAUUGAUUCCUGGCCAAAAGAUAAGGACACAAGGCAGGGAUAGUGAAAGAGUGACCAGGAUGUGUAAAUAGUGAUAAAACCGGAACAGAUUUGCAGCAAACUGGUUUGACAAAGGACUAAAAGCCACCAGAGUGAGAGCUACCUCAGGAGGAACCAUCGUACCGUGCCUUUUCUUAUACAUUUUACAAUCACAUUUUAGAUUUAGGAUUUUCCUCUAACUAAAACUGCAGUCAUGCCGGGUGAAGAAAAGUUGUCGUACCAUGAAGCCAUUGAGAGGGCGAGCAGCUCCAUGUAUCGCUUCCCUGUGCUCCCAGUCAGAGGAAUUCCUCUCACGAACCACAUCGCCAACAACUGGGACGCUAUCUGGGCUUUCCGUCCUGACCCCUCAGACAUCCUCAUCGCCACCUAUCCCAAAGCAGGGACCACAUGGACCCAGGAGAUCAUUGACCUGCUUCGUCACAACGGAGAUGCUGAUGCCUGUAAACGAGCCCCAACACCGGCCCGCAGCCCUUUCCUUGAGAUUUUCUCCCCACCACCGAUCCCCUCAGGUAUUGAUCUUAUGAAGGACAUGGAUCCUCCAAGAAUCAUCAAGACACAUCUUCCUCUUCAGUUGGUGCCUCCUGCAUUUUGGGAAAACAAGUGCAAGACAAUCUACGUGGCACGCAAUGCCAAAGACAACAUGGUGAGCUACUACCACUUUGAUUGUAUGAAUAAGACCCAGCCUGAGCCAGGACCCUGGGAGGGAUACAUACCCAAGUUCAUGAGAGGAGAGCUGUCGUGGGGCUCGUGGUAUGACCAUGUGAAAGGUUACUGGAUGGAGAGAGAGAAGAGGAACAUCCUUUACCUCUUCUACGAGGACAUGAAAGAGAAUCCCCGGCGUGAGGUGGAGCGCAUCAUGAAGUACCUGGACUUGUCGCUCUCGGAUGAGGUCAUCAGCCGGAUUGUGGAGCUCACUUCUUUUGAGAUAAUGAAGGAGAACCCCAUGGCCAACUACUCCUGCAUCCCAGAGCUUGUUUUUGAUAAAUCCAUCUCCCCCUUCAUGAGAAAAGGUCAAGUAGGGGACUGGAGAAACCAUUUCACACCCGAGCAAUCAAAGAUGUUUGACGAAGAUUAUGAAAAGAAGAUGAAGGACGUGAAUAUGCCGUUUAGAACCCUCAUCUAAAGGAUGCUGGGUUUUAAAACCAAUAAGUAAAAGUAAAUAUGUUUCAGCUCAUGUCUUAAUUGCUAAUGUUUAGAUUCAGAGGAAAGCCAUUCAAACCUACGUUUAAAGAAUCAAUAAAAAUGUGCUCCACGAUACAAGGA
Eleginops maclovinus (Patagonian blennie) is the source of this 1533-nucleotide messenger RNA. It is a transcript of the gene sult1st6, whose product is annotated as sulfotransferase family 1, cytosolic sulfotransferase 6. Gene Ontology annotation, biological process: sulfation. The record is from RefSeq and is a predicted model, not a curated record. Bases 464 to 1393 code for a protein of 309 amino acids. Gene Ontology annotation, cellular component: cytoplasm. Lineage: Eukaryota; Metazoa; Chordata; Actinopteri; Perciformes; Eleginopidae. Gene Ontology annotation, molecular function: sulfotransferase activity. The transcript is spliced from 7 exons.